Pieris napi is the source of this 1190-nucleotide messenger RNA. It is a transcript of the gene MED28, whose product is annotated as mediator of RNA polymerase II transcription subunit 28. Gene Ontology annotation, cellular component: mediator complex. The transcript is spliced from 5 exons. The coding region runs from base 105 to 662 and encodes 185 amino acids. The record is from RefSeq and is a predicted model, not a curated record. NCBI's taxonomy places the organism in Eukaryota, Metazoa, Arthropoda, Insecta, Lepidoptera, Pieridae.
AUACUAAUCCCCUGUGACGCAGAGCAUGUGUGCCAAUGGUUGAGUGUUGAGAUGUUGAUAAUGUAAAUAACAGUAACAAAAUUAAUCAAAUUUAGUGUAUCAAGAUGGCUGCCCCAUCCAAUGGAACUGGAAAUCUUGUAGACGAGUUUGAAGAGUCAUUUCAGCAUUGUCUGAACGUGUUUACGAAGCAAGAAGCGUCAACAUGUGUGGAGAAAGAGGAAGUCAAGGUAGAAGUUGAAAGGUUCAUUGACCUGGCGAGGCAGAUGGAAGCGUCCUUCUUACAGAAAAGGUUCCUACUAUCAGCUAUGAAGCCGGAACUGCUCGUAAAAGAAGAGAACAAUGACUUGAAAUGCGAGUUGCAGCGCAAGGACGAGCUGCUCAGACGUCACUAUGACAAGAUCAGCCAAUGGCAUAAUCUGUUAGCUGAUCUUCAGGGUCACACAGUAUACAACAAGUGUCAACAGCAAACGACACCGCAGCCGAUGCAACAAGCCGCCUCACCGAUGCAGCAGCCGUGCAGCGUGCAGCAAAGCGUGCAGGCCCAGCAAAUGGCAGCUGCUGCAGCCGCGCAGCAAGCGGCGCUCCAGCAGCAAGCAAUGCAGCAACAACAGGUCAGACCCCCAUUACCGCCCGCGUAUCCUAAUACCGUCACGAGGCGGUAACAAACAAUAGAAACUGACAAAGAUAUACCUAUCUCUCUCUAAAAUCAACGAUAAUUGUUGCCGUCCCUUUCUAUUAGUAUUAUAGGGGCUGCCAGAUUACAAAGCAGUAAAAAUUUAAACAAAUGUAGUUGUAUUUAAAUUUAAAAAAAACAACAAUGGUUGAUUAUUUAAAUAUAUAAUUAAGUUUAUUGGAAAACAACUUAUAAGGUUUAAAAAGGUUAAUUAAUUAUUAUAUUACUAAAGACUAGCAGAAACAAAAUAUAUCUAAUUGUAAACAAUUGUCGAAUCCACUUGAAGGCGAAAAAAAUUAUGUAAAUCGAUCCAGCUGUUUAGGAUUUAAUUAUAAAUAGAAGGUUUAUAUUAUAUAAAGAUUAAAUGGAAAUUGAAAAAUUUAUAUUUGAAGCUUAUAUCUAAGAAAAAUCUUAAUUAUAAUAAUAAAAUAAACAUAAUCGGUAAAAAACAUCUGAAACAACAUAUGAAAUUAUAUUCUAUACAUUAUCUAAAGAACGGUGAAAUGCUAUUUUAUUU